UCCUGAGAUCUGAGGAAGUCUUUCUAUUGAUUUCUAAAAGAAUUAGAAAGCCUUUUGGAUCAUUUGGCUGAAGUGGUGCCCUCAUUGCAGUAUCUCAGCUUGCUUGGAAACAUGGCCUGCCCAAAUGAAUUGGUCAGCACAGAAAAGGAUGAAGAUGACUACCAGAGAUACAGAUACUUUGUCCUGCACAAAUUGACAAACCUGAAAUUUCUUGAUACUCGGAAAGUAACCAACAGUGAGAGAGAGGAAGCCUUGGUAAGAGGUGCCUUCAUGAAAGUGGUUAAGCCCAAGGAUGCUAAGGCCUCUGGUGAUGCUGCCUCCAUCUCUCCAGAGAUGCACUAUACACCUCUGCCUUUGGGAUCCAGGGACCUCACCAAUCACAGAGGUGUUUUGGGAAAAUGCCGCUACGUUUACUACGGAAAACAUUCCGAGGGCAACAGAUUCAUCCGAGAUGACCAGCUAUAAAAUGCAGCGUUGUUUCAUGCUUCUUCAAUCCUUCCAGAUAAGAAGUACAAAUUGCAUCUAGAUUUUAAGCAUGUAACUAAAGUCCUCCAGUGCCUUCUGCUGACUUUGCCAAGCCUGUCAAGAUCAUCCUUCUAUCUUAGUCUGAGUAGUCACAUAGAGAUUGACAUGAUUGCCUUUAAGCGGGUCCCAUCCACCAGUGUGACAGACAGCUGCAGCCAAGCACCCAGCCUGACAGGAUGAACACCGUGAUGGAUUGCCUGGUCCAACUGCUGCUCACAGAAGAGCAGAGGUCACACCUGGGGCUUCUCUGAGCACGCGCGGUUGGCUUUGAAGCAAAAACAGUGCAUUUCUUUCCAGCUUGCCUGUUGAGUGAGAGUGGCUGACAGCAUCAAAGUGUUUAGAAAAGAGAGAGGCUAUAAUUUCAGAUGAAAAAGCCCUUUAUCUGUUCUUAUUUCAACCCCCCCAAUUAAGUACUUAAGUUUAUCUCAUAUAUGCAUACGCAAAUCCUUUUCAUAGAGCUUCACCCCACAUCCCCUAACAAAUGAGUCUAUAUGGAUUGUUGUUUAGUUUCAAGAGGAAAAAUAUAUCCUGAAAAUAUUUCAGCCAUGCACAAUACUAUCAAUAUGUAUUUUUGUUUAUAUAUAAAGGAAAGAUGUUUAAGCAAUUUCACAGACAAACCAAAUUUGUUAAUUUGUAUAUUAAAUCUCAAGGUUACUAACUCUUACCUUCAGAAAGUGGAUCAUUUUUAGUACUGUAGAAUAGUUGCACAGAGGAUCUCAUGUUUAACUGUAUAUGCUUUGAAAAAGCCCUCAAUUAAGAUCCUGAUAGGGUAUGUUAUUCCUGGUUUAUUGGACAAGAUACUUUUAACUUGCACAGAGAUUGCAUUUAGAAUUGAAUGCUUAAAUUUAGAAAGAAAAAAAGUGUUUCAAAAGGGGGACUAUAAAAUAAAAAUUUCCAGCAGGUGAGUAUGAUUAUUUAGAAGGAAAAAAAUGAUAAAUAAAAGUAACUGGUGGAAGUAACGUAAUUAGCAUCUUUACUAAUAUCUUUUAGAAAAGAGCUCUCAUUAAUCCCUUUUGAUGUAUAUGUAAGCAAUGCUUCUGUCAACCUUUCAGUGAGCAAAAUAAAAAUGCGUAGCGUAUUUCCUGCUUUUUUGAUAAACCAGUUGGACAUAUUUAGAAUCAUUAACUUAUUACUGUGAAACAAAUUCCCCAAACUUAGUAAAUACACUGUGUUUGGUGCUACUAGAGCCAAUGACACUGACCAAAGAAUGUGUAGAAAUUCUGACAUCUAUAUUGUUCCAAACCUGUCCAUAUUGGUCCCAGUUGAGAAUGAUCACUAUCUGGCUGUUCUUGGCUUGUCUGAAAUGACUUAGUGCUCUUAAUUCACUUUCCUAGCAGAAAAAUGUCAAUUUUUAGAAGUCGUCUCCUUUUUUUGUUAUUAUUAGCUGCUAUUGCAAGCAUAAAGGAACUGGAUGUAGAAGCCAAUCUUGAAAUCAGGUUUGUCCUGUGGAAAAAGAUGAGAUGUACUGGCAGAGCAGCAAAGAAAAAGUUGCUGCUGCUCUCCAUUUUAGGCCUUAACAAAUGGAAGACUUUGCUCGCGCUGAAAAGCUAUAGUAAAACUUCAAUAAAUAUUUAAAAUCAAUGAGGAACAUCGAUUACAUCACUUAUGGAGCAUGCCUUAUACGUUAAACUCAAAUUGAGCUCUGAGCUGCUCGUUUUACAAAUUGGCGCCUGGGAAGUGAGUUUUGGCCACGUGUAAGACCUCUGCCCAUGUUAUAGAUGACUACUAAUGAAAUACUAAUAGACUGUUGUGGUGAGCAAAUUCAUAUUGGACAGCCUAGGAGAUAUUAGAUAAAGGUGGGAAAGUACAACUGCAUGCCUCUCUUCUUUCAAAAAUACUUAUUAGAAAUAUUAGGGUACUUGUUUUAUAUUUGGGUUACCAAAAUAACAGCAAGUUGCCAUCCUAGUUCAUUCAUAUCAUGUUGUCUGUUUUGAAGCCUCAAUGCAUGUUUUGGCCAGGGCAUCUUACAGGCAGCAGGGUUCUGAAUACGGGUGUUUAGAAUAACCUAAUGUCAUAUUCAGUCUGGUUGCAUAUAUGUUCUUGUCUUUAUAAAAGGCUUUAACCCUGCCUCAAACAAUAAACAGCACUUGCAAACUGA
Molecule: messenger RNA, 2623 nt
Organism: Struthio camelus australis
Lineage: Eukaryota; Metazoa; Chordata; Aves; Struthioniformes; Struthionidae
Source: RefSeq, a predicted model, not a curated record